AUGUCCAUCACCACCACGCAACAGCAUUCAACAAAGCCCAUCAUCUUCUCGACACAGUCCGAUUUCUCCCUUGCCGCAUAUUUCUGCUCAUCUCCUUUCCACUUUGACCGAGCCCCUUUCCAAAAAGCAACUUCUUGUCAUUCCGGCAACGCAUCAAACAACCAAUAUUCAUANNUCUUGGCAUUAUCUGCUCUGAUUCUCGGCCUAAUGGACGCUGGUGCCAUGGCCUACAACAAUAUCGGGAGAUGCGAGACAAGCGAUAACCGCUGUUACUUUGCCGACGGCACCAGCUCUCCAUGCCACACGGAAACCCCUUGCACCACACAGGGCUACACUUGCACCCUGCUCGGCGCCGUGGUCCAGUGCAGCGAGCGGGCCUUCAAGUUCCGCGACCCCCUUGGCUCCCCGCGCGGUGCUCAACGGGGCGCGCAGCGGGGAGGCGCCGGCCGUGCUCGGGGUGCCCGGACCCGCAAGCCCAGUGGCCGCAAGUGA
Molecule: messenger RNA, 492 nt
Organism: Pyricularia pennisetigena
Lineage: Eukaryota; Fungi; Ascomycota; Sordariomycetes; Magnaporthales; Pyriculariaceae
Exons: 3
Coding region: 1-492 (163 amino acids)
Source: RefSeq, a predicted model, not a curated record